Aspergillus aculeatinus CBS 121060 is the source of this 1737-nucleotide messenger RNA. RefSeq names its product transcription factor domain-containing protein. Gene Ontology annotation, molecular function: zinc ion binding; DNA-binding transcription factor activity, RNA polymerase II-specific. Lineage: Eukaryota; Fungi; Ascomycota; Eurotiomycetes; Eurotiales; Aspergillaceae. The record is from RefSeq and is a predicted model, not a curated record. Gene Ontology annotation, biological process: regulation of DNA-templated transcription. The coding region runs from base 1 to 1737 and encodes 578 amino acids. The transcript is spliced from 7 exons.
AUGACACAACCCCUAUCGAUUCGCUGCAACCGCGCCGACCCGCGAUGUGACAAAUGCGCCGCUGCAGGAGCUCAAUGCGCCUAUCUGCCUAGAAAACAACGCACCAUCAAGCGAAGAGCACUCCACGACAGAGACAUCCUGCAGGAAAUCCUCCGAAGAUUAGAUCGCCUCGAAGACCACUGUCGACUGAGCCAGAAUGUCACUGAUGAGGCCGAGAGUCACCGUUCGAUGUCCGUGGAAUCUGAGACGAUUUCAUCCUCCGAGUCCUCAGCGACCGACUCGCCUGCCAGUGCUCAGUCGCCCACUGGGCAAGCCAUAGUGCAGGGCCUGCUGGCUCGCGUCAAGGACGAUCACAUCCGGUCUCGUCUUCGGUCCCACGUCUUCUGCGCUAUCGACAAGAUCGGGUCGCGCUUCUUCGAAAACCCCCGCUGCAUGAGGGCGAUGGAUGCUGCCAUCGCGGGAAUCGAGCAGCUCGAGCCAACUCCGCUGGAUGCCAGUCCACCCGUGAUCCCCAAGGAGACCGUGAAGAAAUGGAUCAAUCAAUACUUCAACAACUACCAGUUCGAAGGCUUUCGGAUCCCCCUAGAGAAAGAUUUCGUGCUCGCCAUGCCCGAUCUGAUCGACAGUCCCCACGUCCAGCUCGACGCGACCUCCCAGAUCAUCUACUACAAUGUGCUCUUCCAGUCGUUCAUGCUGGAUAGCGAAGAAGUAGAAGGGAGGGGUCGGACGGUCCAGGCGCUGUGUAGCACAUGUCUGAAGCUAGCGGAGGACUGGCUCGGCCGGAUGCAGAAUACAACUGCCGAUCUAUUUGCGGCGUUCAUGAUGAUGUCCAUGACGCUGGAGAGCUGCGAGAGCGAUCUCUCGUGGAAGAUCUUCAAGGCAGCCUGUCCUGUUGCGCGCGCUCUUGGCUACUUCUCCGUGGACGAGGAUCGCCAUCAUCCCGACCGAAGACCUUCACUGGCAGGAGACUCGCAACAUGAGGAGAUCGAGCGCAAUCGCAUGCGAUUCGAGUUCUGGCACAUCCUCCGCACCGAAAGCCACUUCCGACUCUCCUUUGGCAAGCCCCCGAUCAUCUCGGGGGGAUCCUGGGCCGUCAACUUCCCCGAUCCCACCAUCACCGGCGUGGAUCAUGAAUCGACUCGUUUCAUACAGAUUCACUUCCUAGCAUCCAUGCGGCUGACCAUCGUGACGAUGCGAUACUUGGAUAUAAUGGCAACCAACCCCGACCCCCACACGGCCGAGUACAACGACACCAUGGAUGGGCUGAUCGCCGAAGUGCAGAAGAUCAUGUCCGAUUGGAAUCCGGAGGAGCUACUGAGCUCGACCACCAACCGCAUUGACACGUGGUUCUGCGUGGAUAUCCUCUUCAGCAGCUACAAGAUGCUUAUCGUGUUUUACCAAUCCAAGCCGUCUCAUCGAGAUAGUCAUCGGCUGCCAUAUCACACGGUGGAUAUCGCCCGGAAGAGUUUACUGAUGUCGCGGUCGCUCAUGGAGGCGACGCCGCGCCCGUACUGGGGCAUCAGUCUCAUCCUGCUUCACCAGUCCAUUCCGCUCUUCGUUCUUUGCUACGACAUUCUCGGAUGCUACGAGCGCGAUGACAUCGCAGCAGAUGUCGACUUAAUAACGUGGUUCGACGACUACGUCGAAGUCGCGUCCAAGGACCGCGCGGAGCUCAAAGCCAUAAGCUUAGUGGUGAGAGAGAUGACACGAGCCUGCGAGGAGAUCGUGGGGCAUUAG